This is a messenger RNA of Penicillium olsonii, 462 nucleotides long. The record is from the annotation of a GenBank genome assembly. Lineage: Eukaryota; Fungi; Ascomycota; Eurotiomycetes; Eurotiales; Aspergillaceae.
AUGGACUUUAUUGAUCGUUUAAUUCUUGAAUUGCCUUCGGACAUCAAACCUCUGAUGCUGACCUUGCACUGUCUCUUUCCAAACGACUUUCUCCCAGCCUUAGACCUUCUCGACCGCAAACUGGUACGGAGCGUCCACUUCGGUAUCACGGAACUGUUCCUCGUUGCCUCCACCGCAUCACAGGAAAGCUACGAGGUUCGGCUGCACGCCUGGAACUGCAGCUGUGCCUCUUUCACUCUGGCUGCAUACCGCUCCCAACCUGCAGAGACGACCCCCAGUCCAGAGCAGGUUCCCUACCGGUUUGGCGGGAUAUCUCAAACGGCCCAGAUGGCCCCGGUCUGCAAACACAUUCUAGCUUGUGUGCUGUAUGCUCGCUGUCCCACGCUGGUGGGUGACGAUACCGGAUCGAUUGCAAUCUCCCGAGAGGAACUGGCAGGCUGGUGUGCUGGAUGGGGCGGGUGA